Molecule: messenger RNA, 3672 nt
Organism: Gastrolobium bilobum
Lineage: Eukaryota; Viridiplantae; Streptophyta; Magnoliopsida; Fabales; Fabaceae
Exons: 33
Coding region: 95-3178 (1027 amino acids)
Biological process (GO): protein import into nucleus
Cellular component (GO): nuclear envelope; cytosol
Molecular function (GO): small GTPase binding
Source: RefSeq, a predicted model, not a curated record
AGAAGGAACAAGCAGCGAAAAACAAACACAAGGUCGUUGUUGCUGUUGUUGUAUUGAGUUUCUAGGGUUUCUUCCUUUGCUUCUAUUUCGUGCAAUGGCCAACGUUGUGGAUCAAGAUCAGCAAUGGUUGCUCAAUUGCUUGUCUGCCACACUCGACCCCAACCACGAGGUUCGGUGUUUUGCUGAAGCUUCCCUCAAUCAGGCUUCUCUCCAACCAGGUUUUGGCAGUGCAUUAUCAAAAGUUGUUGCAAACAAGGAGCUUGCGAUGGGAUUGCGCCAGUUAGCUGCAGUCCUUCUUAAGCAGUUAGUUAAAAAGCAUUGGCAGGAGGGUGAGGACUCUUUUGAACCUCCUGUUAUUUCUAGCAAUGAAAAGGAAAUCAUCCGCAGAAUGCUUUUAUUGACAUUGGAUGACCCUCAUAGGAAAAUUUGCACAGCUAUUGGUAUGGCUGUGGCAUCCAUUGCAGUGUAUGACUGGCCAGAGCUAUGGCCAGAUUUAUUACCAUUUCUCCUGAAUUUGAUUAACGAUCAAACCAACUUGAAUGGAGUGCAUGGAGCUAUGAGAUGCUUGGUUCUUCUCUCUGCGGACUUGGAUGAUAAAAUGGUUCCAACAUUAAUACCUGCUCUGUUCCCAAGUUUGCUGACAAUUGUAUCCUCUCCUCAGAUAUAUGACACAUACAUACGAACCAAAGCCCUUUCUAUAGUGUAUUCUUGCACUUCUAUGCUGGGGACGAUGAGUGGUGUCUAUAAGGCAGAAACAAGUUCUUUGAUAGUUCCUAUGCUUAAACCAUGGAUGGACCAAUUUUCUUCUAUUCUAGAAAUUCCAGUUCAAUCUGAAAAUCCAGAUGAUUGGAGUAUCAGAAUGGAGGUUUUGAAGUGCUUAAAUCAGUUUAUUCAGAAUUUCUCAAGCCUCAUUAAAAGUGAAUUUGAGGUUAUAUUGAGACCAUUGUGGAAUACAUUUGUCUCCUCUUUGAGAGUUUAUGAGCAAGCAUCUAUUGAAGGAGCAGAAGAUUCAUUUGAGGGAAGAUAUGAUUCUGAUGGUGCAGAGAAAAGCCUUGAUUCAUUUGUUAUCCAGCUGUUUGAACUUCUGCUGACCAUUGUGGGUAAUUCAAGACUGGGAAAGGUGGUUGUGGCUAAUGUCAAAGAGUUGGUGUACUACACUAUUGCUUUUCUUCAAAUGACAGAACAGCAGGUUCAUACGUGGUCUGUUGAUGCUAACCAGUUCAUUGCUGAUGAAGAGGAUGCCACUUAUAGCUGUCGUAUCUCUGGCGUGCUUUUACUGGAAGAGGUAGUAAAUUCUUUUGAUGGUGAAGGAUUUUUGGCCAUCAUGGAUGCUGCAAAACAAUGGUUCACCGAAUCUCAAAGAAGAAAAGUGGCUGGCAAUGCAAGCUGGUGGAGGAUAAGAGAAGCUACUCUUUUUGCCUUAUCAUCCCUUUCAGAACAACUGUUGGAGACAGAGGAGUCAGGGUUCGAGACAAGUAGCUUGAAGCAAUUGGUUGAGCAGAUCGUCACUGAGGACUCUCUAACAGGUCCUCUUGAAAACCCUUUUCUAUAUGCUCGCAUUUUUACUUCAGUUGCUAAAUUCUCCUCUUUGAUAAGCAGUGGUGUACUAGAGCACUUUCUCUAUGCGGCAAUGAAAGCAAUUACAAUGGAUGUGCCUCCACCCCUAAAAGUAGGUGCCUGCAGAGCACUUGCACAGCUCCUCCCCGAAGCAAAGAAUGAAAUUGUUCAACCGCAACUGUUGGGUUUAUUUUCAUCCCUAACAGAUCUUCUUAAUCAAGCAUCAGAUGAAACCUUGCACAUGGUGCUUGAAACAUUGCAUGCUGCAGUAAGGGCAGGUCAUGAAUCAUCGGCAUUGGUAGAAAGCAUUAUUUCUCCCGCGGUCCUUAAUGUAUGGGCAUCACAUGUUUUGGAUCCUUUUAUCAGUAUUGAUGCACUUGAAGUUCUUGAGGCAAUCAAAAGCAUUCCUGAAUGUACACGUCCAUUGGUUUCCAGAAUUAUGCCGUAUAUUGGACCAAUUUUAAAUAAACCCCGAGAGCAGGCUGAUGGUUUGGUAGCUGGGUCAUUAGAUCUGGUGACAAUGUUACUGAAGAAUGCCCCUGGUGAUGUAGUGAAAGUAAUAUAUGAUGUCUCUUUCAAUGCUGUUAUCAGAAUAAUCCUUCAAAGUGAUGAUCACAGUGAAAUUCAGAAUGCUACGGAAUGUUUAUCUGCUUUUAUAUCUGGGGCAAGACAAGAAGUUCUUGUUUGGGGAUCUGAUUCUGGAUCAGCUAUGAGAAGUUUACUUGAUAUAACUUCAAGACUAUUAGAUCCCAAUCUGGAAAGCUCUGGGUCUUUUUUUGUUGGGAGUUACAUUCUUCAACUUAUAUUGCAUUUACCAUCACAAAUGGCUGUACACAUACGAGACCUGGUUGCUGCUCUUGUCAGACGAAUGCAAUCUGCUCAAAUUGCUGCCUUGAGGAGCUCAUUGCUAGUUGUUUUUGCCAGAUUGGUACAUAUGAGUGCUCCAAAUGUUGAGCAAUUUAUUGAUUUGCUGAUCUCAAUUCCUGCUGAUGGACAUGCUAAUUCCUUUGCUUAUGUAAUGUCAGAAUGGACUAAGCAGCAAGGUGAGAUACAGGGGGCCUAUCAAAUAAAAGUUACUACAAGUGCCCUGGCCUUGUUGCUAACAAGUAAGCACAAUGAACUUGCAAAAACACAUGUCCAAGGCCAUCUUAUGAAGUCUGGUGUGGGAAUAACCACAAGGUCAAAGGCAAAGUCAGCUCCAGAGCAGUGGGUAAUGUUGCCACUUCCUACGAAGAUAGUGGCUUUAUUGGCAGAUGCGUUAACUGAAAUACAAGAACAAGUUUUGGCCGGCGAUGAUGAGGAUAGUGACUGGGAAGAAGUUCAGGCAGAUGGCAUUGAAAAUGAUAAAGAGUUUCUGUAUUCAGUGUCUACAUCUGCUUCAGGAAAACCCACGUAUGAACAUCUUGAAGCAAUGGCAAAAUUAUUUAAUGAGGAUCAACAUGAUCAGUAUGAAGAUGACCUUUUAAGUGUUGCCGAUCCUCUUAAUCAGAUAAAUCUGGCAAAUUACCUCUUGGAUUUCUUUGUUAACUUUUCUCAGUCUGACAGACAGCUCUUAGAUCACAUUUGCGAGAGCUUGACUCAGUCUCAACGAAAUGCUAUUCAAAUGGUACUGCAGAGAUGAGAAUUUAGUGUGCUUAAAGAUGGAUUGAUACUUGCAGAGGGAGGAGAUGGUUGGAAAGGAAUAUUUUGCCUUUGUCUAGGAUGGGGAAUCUAUUUGGAUUUCUGAAACAUGUUUUGCUGCUGUGUGUUCCCCCUUGUUUGUUUAAUCAUUCUUUUUACUCAAAUGUGUUUUUAUGUGACCGUUAUCAGUUUUGCUUUUACUUGGUUUUGCUCAUUGCUAAUUCACCAAAUUUCUUUGUAUACAAAUUGUAACAUUUAUUAAAGAGAAAGAAGAAACAUCAGUUGGUAGCAUACUGGUGUAGAAGAAUGUCAACUAGCAGCAUAAUGGGAGAGCUAGUUCUAUCAUGAUGUGGAUGUUCUUGGCUCGAACAGAAUUACCUCUUCCGGAGAAUACUUGUAAUUAUCCACACACACAAAAAAUUGUCAACUAGCUUGGUUUCUAGUCUCGGGUUUAUUCUCUACAUGUUUUAGAAUCUUGACUAGCUUUCCUUGUUA